AUGUUGGCAAAGGCAGAAGACGCAGAUAAGAUUGAUGAAUUUUUCACUACAUACCCAACACAUACCAUAGACAUUACAUUUACUGAAUACAAUAGUUACGACAAGGUUUUGAAGGUGCUUAUUAACAGCUGGGGAGAGCACAAGGCAAACAUUCAGAAACUACCAUACUCUUUAAGCUUACAGUUUGGUUCCAAAAAGGAUGAGUUAUGGCCAUACCUUGAUAUCAAGCUUAACCCGAGUGUCAUCUUCAUCCAUAACCUUACCGUAGCUUCAAUAGCAACAGACAUGGCAUACACUCUUGGUUCAUUGGCUAAUUCUUACAAAGGAAAGCUCCUGUUAGUAGCACAAGCCAAGGAUAUCCCUUACUUCAGUAUAAGACGGAGAGCAGAUAAACUUGUACCUAAGACAGAUGAGAAGGGCAAAGUGAGAGAUGAUAAGAACCUUGAGAGGGGCUGUUGUAUUUUGAGGCUCUUUGACCCCUCCGGCCCAAGGACGGGGCGCCCUUGCAAUCCCCAUGCGUGGUCUGUUAGCACACUGCAGCGCCGACAGUGCGGUAAGAGUCGGAAGGGUUUGCAUUAUACUGCCGAGUCACACUUUAUUUGCCUGGAUUCGCACCCUUUCGCCGAUACUACCGAAUACUAUCGCCACGCCUUCUCACCGUUGUAUAC
This is a messenger RNA of Funneliformis caledonium, 668 nucleotides long. The record is from the annotation of a GenBank genome assembly. Lineage: Eukaryota; Fungi; Glomeromycota; Glomeromycetes; Glomerales; Glomeraceae.